AUGACCCAGGUUCUGGCGGACGCUACUGAACGUAUGUACGAUGUGGCGCCGACCUUUCACAUCUCCAUCCAGUAUAGCACUCACGCUAACCCCCGUUUGAACAACUUCGUCCGAAUUCCACUUGAACAUGUUCGUGACCGGCCAUUAGGAGGUAAAAGGCAUGGUAAAAACCCAGAGCAAGAAGGUCCCUUCAGGAACAACGCUCCUAUCGAUACACAUAGAGAGAAGAUGAUUGUAGACCUGGAUAACCAAAGGCCACGGAAAGGAGGCCUCAGGGGCCAUAUCAUGGUAAGGUGCAGCUACUUCAAGAUUCAAAUCAGUCCCAGCCAUUUGGCGACUCGCUGCGUCCGAGACAAACCCAUCCAAGGGGGAAGAGGGGUGAAGAGGCUAGAGGGUCAACCGGUCACCAGUCCGACUUUACCUUCGGUCAACAAUGCCGGCGACGAGACCGAGUGUUUGGCCGUCGAACUCGAGGUUUUCUGGUUUUUGCCAGUCGGUCGGGCGAGGUUCACGUCAAUGAACGAUACACGAGCAUUUGCUGGAAGACGCAAAGAGCUACGGAUGCUCGGAGCUGGGACAAGUCAGAGACAUCGAGGAAUUGGACGCAAGAUGAGAAACGGGUCACCCAACGCGGCUACAUUCGAUACCCAAGACAAACAAGGUGUCCACUCGCGUAUGCCGACGUUCGUCACCCGGCUGCCUCGACUCUUCACAGCAGCCCAUGCCCUCCUCACGAAAAUAUCACGGCUAGAAAGGGGUUGUGGUCAAUGA
Stereum hirsutum FP-91666 SS1 is the source of this 771-nucleotide messenger RNA. RefSeq lists its product as uncharacterized. The transcript is spliced from 7 exons. The coding region runs from base 1 to 771 and encodes 256 amino acids. NCBI's taxonomy places the organism in Eukaryota, Fungi, Basidiomycota, Agaricomycetes, Russulales, Stereaceae. The record is from RefSeq and is a predicted model, not a curated record.